Messenger RNA from Cynara cardunculus var. scolymus (artichoke), 1215 nucleotides. RefSeq lists its product as uncharacterized. NCBI's taxonomy places the organism in Eukaryota, Viridiplantae, Streptophyta, Magnoliopsida, Asterales, Asteraceae. Bases 1 to 1215 code for a protein of 404 amino acids. The record is from RefSeq and is a predicted model, not a curated record. The transcript has 3 exons. Gene Ontology annotation, molecular function: protein dimerization activity.
AUGGUUAUGGUUAUCGGUUUCGGGGACGGGGACUCUAAAAACCGGCCCGAACCCGGCCCGUUGCCAUUCCUAAUUUUAGAAGAUUGUAAAUACGCAUAUUAUGUUCACUGUCUUGCUCAUCGGUUGCAAUUGGCAUUAAUGGCCGCUUCUCAAGGAGUUGUAGCACUACAGACCGGUAGAGGUCUCAAUCAAAUUGGUACAUUACAACGAGCCGGAGAUACUAGAUGGAGUUCUCAUCUCAGAUCUGUUUCUAGCCUAAUCAAGAUGUUCAGUCCAACUUGUGAGGUUUUGCUCAAAAUUUUUGAGGAAGGAACUGGGCCAAUCAAAGGAGAUGCAGAUUUGGCAUAUGAGGCUAUGACGACAUUUGAGUUCAUAUUUAUCUUGCAUCUUGAAAGAGAAAUAAUGGAGAUCACUGAUAUACUUUGUCAAGCUUUACAAAGGAAAGAUCAAGAUAUUUUUAACUCAUUGAGGUUAGUUGCAUCUACCAAAUUGUUAUUGCAACUAAUGAAAGAUGAAAGCUGGGAUGCUUUGCUUUGCKUUGUUAAGUCAUUUUGUCAGGUACGUAACAUAGAUAUUCUCGAAUUGUCUUCUUCCUACGUUAGCAGAGGGAAUCGAGCUCUUAAUGAGCAUAGUGAUCAUACACUUGAGCAUCAUUACCGAGUGGAUAUCUUUUAUGAAGCAAUUAAUUGUCAAUUAAUGGAAUUAGAUCAUCGUUUCAGUGAUGGUUCCAUGGAGAUGCUUCAUCUUGCUUCAACUCUAGAUCCUAAAAAUGCGUACGAGACUUUUAGAAGUCUUGAUGUACGAGAACUUGUAGAGAAGUWUUAUCCUGAAGAUUUCAGUGAUCAUGAGARAAYAAUUMUGAAAAUGCAACUUCAGCAUUAUGCUAUUGAUGUCGUUCAACAUGUAGAUUAUAAGCAAUUGACAUCUCUUGCAGAAUUGGGUCAAUGGUUGGUAAGGACUAGAAGAGAAAUCACUUUUGAUCUUAUUUAUCGAUUAAUAAGUCUAUUACUUACUCUUCCAGUUUCUACCGCGACAACCGAGAGAUCGUUUUCAGCAAUGAAUAUUGUGAAAACAAGAAUACGGAAUAAAAUGGAUGAUGAGUUUCUAAAUGACUCGUUACUUUUGUUCAUCGAAAGGGAAGUAGCUGAAAAGAUUAGUUUGGAGGAAAUUGUGGAAGCGUUCAAGGUUGCGAAAGAUAGACGGGUUCCACUUUGA